This is a messenger RNA of Penicillium subrubescens, 2649 nucleotides long. Its product is annotated as cullin family protein. Gene Ontology annotation, molecular function: ubiquitin protein ligase binding. Lineage: Eukaryota; Fungi; Ascomycota; Eurotiomycetes; Eurotiales; Aspergillaceae. Bases 1 to 2649 code for a protein of 882 amino acids. The record is from RefSeq and is a predicted model, not a curated record. Gene Ontology annotation, biological process: ubiquitin-dependent protein catabolic process; protein ubiquitination; DNA damage response. The transcript is spliced from 5 exons. Gene Ontology annotation, cellular component: Cul4-RING E3 ubiquitin ligase complex.
AUGCAGCAGAACUCGAGCGCCGACCCCGAUCAGCGGAGUGGUAAGCGCAAAUCCACUGGCAAGAGGAAGCUUUCCGAUCAAGGAGAAGCAUCACAACCGCACUCCCAGCGAACUAUCUCGGAGCUUCUCUCCUCGAAUCCCUCGCGCAACACCCUCUCGCAGAACCUCUCUCCUUCUUCGAAGCGGACCCGCUUCUCCGUCUCACCUUCACGCUCCGCCUCUGACCACCCGGUGUCACCAAACAGGAUGUAUAACUUCUCUGGUUCCCCGCCCAAGAACGGCGCCGCUUUCGUGCGCAGCAUGGCAGGAUCAAGUGCGAAUGCACCAGUAGCAAAAGCACAGGCAUUCAGUGCAAACGGCCGUCAGAACAACUUCAGUCCUCAUGCUGGAGCAAAGAAGCUUGUCGUCAAGAACCUUCGCACAGGACCGCGGAUGAACCAAGAGCCAUACUUUGACAAGACAUGGGCACAGCUGGAUGCUGCACUAUCAGCUAUCUUCGAUGGCCAGAAGCCAGAAAUCUCGUUGGAAGAGCUAUACAAGGGCGCGGAGAACAUUUGUCGGCAAGAGCGAGCGGCCCUAUUAGCCAAGAAAGUACAGGAGAGGUGCAAGGAUUACGUCGCUGGAAAGCUACGGGACAAUCUUGUGACAAGAGCUGGAGGUGGAACCGAUGUUGAUACAUUGCGUGCAGUGAUCGAGGCAUGGUCGGUUUGGCACUCGAGACUAAUUACUGUUCGCUGGAUAUUCUACUACCUUGACCAGUCAUUCCUCUUACACUCAAAGGAUUUCCCUGUAAUCCAGGAAAUGGGACUGAUCCAGUUCCGUGCCUACGUGUUCGCUGACCAGAGCCUGAAGCCCAAAGUACUACGAGGUGCCUGCGAUCUCAUCGCCGUCGACCGUGGCGCCGAGACCAGUAUCAUCCCCGACGCAACGUUACUCCGAGACGCUAUAGAGCUCUUCCACAGCCUCGAUGUCUACGCUAGCGAGUUUGAGCCGCUAUUUAUUGAUGACUCCCGCAACUUCGUUAAAUCAUGGGCCCAGCGGGAAUCCAGCGGGGAUCUUGCUUCAUACGUUGAGAAUAGCCAGCAUCUGAUCGAAAGUGAAGUGGAACGAUGUGGCCUAUUCUCAUUAAAUCGAAGUACAAAACAAAAGCUGUCCGAGCUGUUGGAUGAGAUACUGGUGACAGAGCAAGAGGCAGUUCUCCUCAGUGAGAAUGACGUGCUCGGCUUGAUGCGAUCGGGCAAAAAGACCGCUCUGAAACAGCUGUACAGUCUUCUCACCCGGCGAAACCUGGCAAGCAAAUUGAAGUCUGCAUUCAGUCAUUUCAUCGUCGAAGAGGGCUCCAACAUUGUGUUCGACGAGAAAAAUGAAGCGGAUAUGGUCGAUCAUCUACUGCAGUUCAAGAAACAGCUUGACGAUACACUUGCCGAGUCGUUCGAUCGGAACGAAACUCUUGGUCAUACUUUGCGCGAGGCUUUCGGCCAAUUCAUGAACCUUGGCAAGAAAGGGGAAUCCACUGCUGGCACCGACAACCCCAAGACCGGAGAGAUGAUUGCCAAGUAUGUGGAUCGGCUUUUGAAAGGAGGUUGGAAGAUGCCUGCUAGUCAGCAAGAGGGUGCAAUGGCGGACGAGGAUGCAGAGAUCAACCGCCAGCUCGACCAAGUCCUGGACCUAUUCCGAUUUGUGCAAGGGAAGGCAGUGUUCGAAGCCUUUUACAAGAACGACCUUGCGAGGCGUUUAUUGAUGGGUCGAAGUGCAAGUGACGAUGCCGAGAAGAGUAUGCUGGAACGUUUGAAGAGAGAAUGUGGAUCAAGCUUUACGCAUAACCUUGAGACUAUGUUCAAGGAUAUGGAAGUGGCGCGCGACGAGAUGACGGCGUACACUGCUUUCAACCGAGAGCGUAGUCGCAAGGAGCGCCCACCGAUUGACCUCAGUGUCAAUGUGCUCUCCGCCGCCGCAUGGCCAACAUAUGCUGACGUUCCCGUCCGUAUCCCAUCGGUCAUCGCGACCUCGAUCAAUGACUUCCAAGAAUUCUAUUGCAACAAACACACCGGUCGCCGGCUCAACUGGAAGCAUCAGCUUGCCCACUGCCAAUUGCGGGCCAAGUUCCCCAAGGGAUCUAAGGAGCUGGUGGUCAGCUCGUUCCAGGCAAUUGUGCUGCUUCUCUUCAACGACAUCGGCGCGGAUGAAAGCUUGCCCUACUCGGAGAUCCAAGCCGCGACGGGCCUUUCGGACCCGGAAUUGAAGCGAACGCUGCAGUCACUCGCGUGCGCCAAAUACCGCGUCUUGACGAAAUCGCCAAAGGGUAAAGAGGUCGAAACAACCGACAGCUUCUCCUACAAUACCAGCUUCACCGACGCCAAGAUGCGCAUCAAGAUCAACCAGAUCCAGUUGAAGGAGACCAAGGAGGAGAACAAGACGACUCACGAACGCGUCGCGGCCGACCGGCACUACGAAACUCAAGCAGCGAUUGUGCGCAUCAUGAAGAGUCGCAAGACUAUCAAGCAUGCCGAGCUCAUUGCGGAGGUGAUCGAGGCCACUCGUCACCGCGGCACCCUCCAGCCCGCCGAGAUCAAGACCAACAUUGAGAAGUUGAUCGAGAAAGAUUACAUGGAGCGAGCCGAUGGCAACCAAUACAAAUACGUGGCAUAG